Molecule: messenger RNA, 2313 nt
Organism: Penicillium salamii
Lineage: Eukaryota; Fungi; Ascomycota; Eurotiomycetes; Eurotiales; Aspergillaceae
Source: the annotation of a GenBank genome assembly
AUGGAUCCCAUCUCUAUCACCGGUCUUGUGAUAGAGGUCAGUCAUGUCCUGGCUAGCCUCGUUGAAUAUGCGAAAGCCGUGCAGAGUGCAAGUUCCGAAGUACGGAGGCUAAGCGAAGAGCUAUUUGCAUUGAAGGGCAUAUUGGAUCACCUGGCAAUACAAACAGAGCAGACUCAUUGCGAUGAGAAGGGCUCCGAAUCGCUUUCCUUUGACGGGGAUGUGAUGUCAAGAGUGCUGUACACGACAAAUGAGUUGAUCCGAACCCUGCUCGCUGAUCUAGAGCCGCCGGAGACUAAAUUUAAGCAUCUCAAACGGAAUCUCAGAUGGCCUUUCACGCAAAAGCAAGUCAGUGAGCAUCUUGUUCGACUGGAGAGAGUCAAAUCUUGGUUGAUCUUGGUCCUCAUGACAGACCAUCACUCUGCGGACCAUGGCAUCCAGCAAGAGAUUAAUGAUUUGACGAGUGCCCUGAAGGAAGAUUUGCGGAUUCGAGAUCGCGAGCGUAAUAGGAUGGCAAAUAGAGAACUACUCCAAUGGAUGGCCCCUGUAAGUCCAGAGAGCGCUCAUUUGCGAGCCUCCAAGCGGUAUCGUAUGAAGACUGGUAAUUGGUUCCUGUCUGGCCAUUUGAUGGAAUUCCUCAAGACAGAGGAAAAUCCUUUGCUUGAGGAUAAUCGGGCCCUAUUCCUUUUAGGAAAAUCUGGGACUGGAAAAACCACACUAUUUGCCCAGACCGCAGACAAACUUACAUCCAUGUCCUCUCAAGACCCAUCUAUAUGUGUUGCUUAUUUUUAUUGCACGAUCGGUGAUCAGGCGUCUCAGGUUGCAAGGAAUGUGCUUGGGUCACUUGUUGCCCAACUGUCUGGUGUGGACCCUCCCAUAUUGACCGAUAUCUGGUCUACAUACAACAAGGUCCCGAAAAGCCAAGCCCAUCGCUUCCCGGUGGAGAUCAGUAUCCUGGAGACCGCUAUCUUGAAAUGUGCUUCCCAAAAAACGCAGGUCAUCCUGUUGGUGGAUGCAGUCAACGAGAGCAAGGAUAUGGACCUGAUUGAAGAAUCUCUCCUCAGGCUUGCGAAUUCAUGCCCCAAUAUCCGUGUGCUCAUAACAACAACAAACUCAUUGGUCUCAACUUAUCGCGGUGGAUCGCUGUUGAACAUAAGCAGAGAGAUGCGCGGGGAUAUAGAUAUCUUCAUUCGAUGGCGCCUCCAAACCGACGAUACUCUCAAGAGUCUGACUCCAAAGUUCCAAUCGGAGAUUGAGAAGACUCUCCUUCGCAACGCAGAUAGCUCUUUCCGCUGGGUCCAACUCUCCCUGGAUAAUCUGAGUACCCAACGAUCCAUCCGAGCAAUGCGAGAAGCACUCCGCAGUCUCCCAGUAACCCUACGAGAAACCUACGCAAACACACUGGAGCGAAUAGCACCAGCCGAUUGGAAUAUCGCCCGCGAGGCUCUUUUCUGGAUAAGUUUCGCCAAGAAACCACUCACGCUAAGCCGACUGAACGAAAUCGUCGUUCUGGACGAAGCAGACAAAGUCCUAGACGAAGACAUGAUGCUCGUCCCUCCACAUAUCCUCCUCCAAAUAUGUCAAGGACUCAUCACAGAAGACCAAGACGGCUGCGUGACUCUCGCUCACUCUUCUGUCAAAGACUUCCUGACAUCCGACUGGAUUCGCUCCUCCCGCGUCAACUAUUUCUGCCUUUAUCCCACGACCGCAGACCUCAAGAUCAUGAACAGGUGCCUGACCUACCUGUGCCUGGACAAUUUCGCAAAUGGGUACAACACUCAAAACCACCUGAAACUGCGCGAUCAGCAUCCCUUCUUGACCUACGCAGCAAACUACUGGCCCGAACACGGUGACGCGUGUCAAUUCGGUGAUCUAGACAUGGUCCACAAGCUAUUCGAGACAAGGUUUCUUCCAGGCCGAGGCAAUUAUGCCACAUGGCUACAGACUCUAUUUCGACAGACCGUUUCACGGGAGCAGGAUCGUGCAACGAUCAACAACACGCAUCCUUUGUACUACGCAAGCUCAUUUGGGAUGGUUCCCGUGGUUAAGUCCAUACUCGAGGAUCCGAAUAUCAAUGUGAAUGCGCCUGGUGGUCGUGUUGGGGCGACGUCUGUGUGGAUAGCUAGUCUACGAUUCAAUUACGAGGUGGUAGAGAUUCUGUUGGCUGCUGGGGCUGAUCCGACGAUUCGAGAUCCUGGAAGUGGGCUUCAUGUGCUUGAUCUUUUAAGGAUGGUUCCGACUGUUGGGCGGAACUAUAAUGGGCUGAGGCCUAUACUGGCGAAACCGGCACCUUGGAAGGAGAAGGUGGGAAAUUGA